UCUUCCUUACAACUGUGACUGUUUCCCUUCUCCAUUUCACAAUGACCACAUGACCAAUGUGAUGUUGCUGGAUCUGCCAUACCAGAUAAUGUUCAUAUAUGGAGAUGAAACCAUGAAGAGAAAGCAGAACGACUAAUAAUGCUUUUCCGAAAUCGUUUUCUGAUCUUGCUGGCUUUGGCAGCCUUAUUGGCCUUUUUGAGCCUCAGCCUACAAUUCUUGCACUUAAUCCCAGUCAACCCAGUCAAGGAAGAUGGGCUGAACCCUAAGAGCCGAAAGAGAAUAAUGCCUGAUCCUCUGACUGAACCCCCUGCAAUUGAUCCUAUUUAUGAAGCUCAUGUUUACUGUAAUGUUCCUAGCAUAACUGAACGCAGCAUGGAAGGUCAUGCACCCCAUUAUUUUAAGCUCGUGUCUGUCCACGUGUUGAUUCGCCAUGGGGAUAGAUAUCCACUUUAUGCCAUUCCCAAAACAAAAAGACCAGAGAUCGACUGUACAUUGGUGUCUAGAAGGAAGCCGUCUCACCCUCAACUUGAAGCUUUUGUUAGGCAUAUGUCCCAAGGCUCUGAAGCCCAAAUGGAUGGCACCCUGAGCAGCCUGCCUCGUUACCCCAGUCAUUCUUUGUGUGAAAUGGGAGAACUUACACAGACAGGUGUUGUACAGCACUUACAUAAUGGACAGCUAUUACGGGAAAUUUAUAUAAAGAAACAUAAACUGCUAUCAAGUGAUUGGACAGCAAAGCAUCUCUACUUGGAGACAACAGGAAAAAGUCGAACCCUGCAGAGUGGGCUAGCACUUCUGUAUACUUUCCUUCCAGAUUUUGAUUGGAAGAAAAUUAACAUAAAACAUCAGUGGAGCACUAUCUUUUGUUCUGGAAGCUGUGAUUGCCCAAUGAGAAACCAUUACCUAGAAGAGGAGCAACGCCGCCAGUAUAGCUUAAGGGUGAAAAACAGCCAUUUGGAGAGAACAUACGUGGAUAUGGCAAAAAUAGUAGGCAUUCCCACUAGGCAGUUAAGAGCUUCUAACCCAAUAGAUUCUAUGUUGUGCCAUUUUUGCCACAAUGUCAGUUUCCCUUGUACUAAAAAUGGCUGCAUUGACAUUGAACACUUUAAGGUAAUUAAGACACACCAGUUAGAGGAUGAGAGAGAGAGACAAGAAAAGAAACUUUAUUUCUGGUAUGCACUACUGGCUAUUCAUCCUCUCCUUAAUCAGACUGUUAACCGGAUGCAGCGCAUUGCAGAAGGCAAGAAAGAAGAAUUAUUUGUCCUUUACUCAGCUCAUGAUGUAACCUUGUCACCUGUUCUCAGUGCCUUGGGCAUUACAGAAGCCAGGUUUCCAAGAUUUGCAGCCAGAUUAGUCUUUGAGUUGUGGCAGGAUGGGAAAAAACCCAGAGAACACUUUAUCCGCAUCCUAUAUAAUGGGUUUGAUGUCACAUUCCAGACCUUGUUUUGCCGGGAGAAUAACAUGCAUUCCAGCAAGCCCAUGUGUCCUCUGGAAAAGUUUGUUCAUUUUGUCAAAAGGGGCAUGUUUACAAUUUUUAAUAGCACUAAUUAUUAUGAUGCAUGUCGCAGGAGACCAUUUUAA
Emys orbicularis (European pond turtle) is the source of this 1578-nucleotide messenger RNA. It is a transcript of the gene PXYLP1, whose product is annotated as 2-phosphoxylose phosphatase 1. The coding region runs from base 139 to 1578 and encodes 479 amino acids. Gene Ontology annotation, cellular component: Golgi apparatus. Lineage: Eukaryota; Metazoa; Chordata; Testudines; Emydidae. The record is from RefSeq and is a predicted model, not a curated record. Gene Ontology annotation, biological process: glycosaminoglycan biosynthetic process; dephosphorylation; chondroitin sulfate proteoglycan biosynthetic process. Gene Ontology annotation, molecular function: phosphatase activity. The transcript is spliced from 6 exons.